AGCAGCCGCCGCAGCGCGAACAUGGACGCCGUCAACGCCUUCAACCAGGAGCUCUUUUCACUCAUGGAUAUGAAGCCUCCCAUUUCUCGGGCUAAGAUGAUUCUCAUUACUAAAGCUGCCAUUAAAGCCAUUAAGCUUUACAAGCAUGUAGUCCAGAUUGUAGAAAAGUUCAUCAAGAAGUGUAAACCAGAAUAUAAGGUUCCAGGACUAUAUGUAAUUGACUCAAUUGUGCGGCAGUCUCGUCAUCAGUUUGGAACAGACAAGGAUGUUUUUGGGCCAAGAUUCUCUAAAAAUAUAACAGCCACAUUCCAGUAUUUAUAUCUCUGUCCAUCUGAAGAUAAGACAGUUGCCCAUCCUCUUGUCUCCAUGUCCCCCCAAAAUCCUGUGCCUGGACAGCAUUCUCUCUUCAUCUCCGUCUCAGAAAUCUUCACUUUUCUUCAGGACACAGCUCAAGCAUCACCUUUUAUAUGA
Molecule: messenger RNA, 471 nt
Organism: Trichosurus vulpecula (common brushtail)
Lineage: Eukaryota; Metazoa; Chordata; Mammalia; Diprotodontia; Phalangeridae
Product: SR-related and CTD-associated factor 4-like
Exons: 2
Coding region: 22-471 (149 amino acids)
Biological process (GO): negative regulation of termination of RNA polymerase II transcription, poly(A)-coupled
Cellular component (GO): nucleus
Molecular function (GO): RNA polymerase II C-terminal domain phosphoserine binding; RNA binding
Source: RefSeq, a predicted model, not a curated record